Molecule: messenger RNA, 2520 nt
Organism: Pangasianodon hypophthalmus (striped catfish)
Lineage: Eukaryota; Metazoa; Chordata; Actinopteri; Siluriformes; Pangasiidae
Gene: mosmoa
Product: modulator of smoothened a
Exons: 3
Coding region: 26-529 (167 amino acids)
Biological process (GO): negative regulation of smoothened signaling pathway
Cellular component (GO): ciliary membrane; Golgi apparatus
Source: RefSeq, a predicted model, not a curated record
GCACUUCACCUCGACACGGACUGAGAUGGAUAAACUGACCAUCAUUUCAGGGUGUCUCUUUCUGGCUGCGGAUAUAUUUGCCAUAGCAAGCGUCGCAAACCCGGACUGGAUCAACACAGGCGAGUCUGCUGGUGCGCUGACUGUGGGUUUGGUGAGGCAGUGUCAGACCAUUCACGGCCGAGACAGGACCUGCAUCCCUCCUCGAUUGCCGCCUGAGUGGGUCACCACGCUGUUCUUUAUCAUCAUGGGCAUCAUCUCCCUCACAGUUACCUGCGGCCUUCUAGUGGCAUCACACUGGCGCCGAGAAGCCACAAAGUAUGCGCGGUGGAUAGCCUUCACAGGAAUGAUCUUGUUCUGCAUGGCAGCGCUCAUCUUCCCCAUUGGCUUCUACAUUAACGAAGUGGGCGGCCAGCCGUACAAGCUGCCCAACAACACCGUGGUGGGCUCGUCCUACGUGCUCUUCGUGCUCUCCAUCUUCUUCACAAUAGUAGGGCUGUUGUUUGCAGGAAAGGUCUGCCUGCCUGGCUGAGGAUGCCGUUUUCUCCAAGGAUUGUCCAGGAGCUUUUGGAUUUUUUUUUUCGAAGAGGAACAAAAAAUAGCAGUGCUCGCUGUGGAGGAGAGCUGUCAGACGUGGGAUGGUGACACUCCAGAUUAACAUCUAACUCAGAAAAUGCCAGGGCACUCACUUUCUGCACAAUCUGUGGGUCCUGUCAGUGUCCCCCAGAAACCAACCUGAGCUUAUUUGUUGCACCUGUCUUUACGUUGUACUUCGGAUUGUCCGUCCAACGCAGGACAGAGGAGCCUGGGAGGGGAUCACCUGCGUUCCAGGUGAUGUGAGGGCUCACACUGAAGAUUUCAUGCUUAAUUUUGUCCCUCAUGAGCAUAUUUUUUGUUCAGUUACUAUAAUUUUACUCCAGCAUUGUACAGUUUUGUAUGGAUACAACAUGCACAUUUGCUAAAAGGAAGAUGUGAGGCUCCACAUUGCCUUCAUCAGUCCAUCAGUGUGCUUCAGAGCAGAGGAUGAAUAUCUGAAUGAUGUGCAUAUGUGAGAGAACUCAGUAGAAAAAACAUUUUGUUAGAAACACUACAGGAAACAGAAGCACUAGGACUGCCGGUCAGGACCCUGUGAGGCCGAGCCUCACUGUGCUAACUCCCUCACCUGAGAGACUUUUUACACACGCACACACAAACACACACACACAGAGGUCUGGUGACCAAAAUGAACCGCUACCUGCCCUUGUAUGCAUCCUGGGCUCCAUCAGGUCAGUGUUUGAGAAGGCCAGAGAGAGGGAGACCUGUUCUGUCCUUUAACCUGAUUACGUUUUUUCCUUGUCCUGAUUUGAUCUUCUGACACUCGGGACAUGUUCGGGGUUAUUCGUUAACGUGCCAUGAAUCUGUUUCCAUUGUAUCAGUACUAAGGGCAGACUCGGUUAGAGGGAGCACUGUGCAGUAAAGCCAUUAGUAUUUGAAACACCGCAGAUGUACAAAAAAAGAGACCUCCUUACCUCAUUGUUUUUGUAAUUCAAACAUUUUUUUUUCCUUUGCUAACCAUAACGUUGUGUGCCCUGUAAGUUAUAUCUUGCCUUGGUCAGAGACAUUUAUCGAAAAAAAAAAAAUGCUGUGAUCAUUGCAAAUUAUUUAUCUGACACUGAAUAACAGGAGAACAAGAAUGUGUGAGUGACCUUUUUUUUUUUUUUUUUUUUUUUUGUUGAAGUAAUCCUUAUUUUAAACCAGUGUAUCAUGCAAGAGUGUAUAUUUACAAGGACUUGGAAUCUGUAUUAUUUUGAUGUUUGUAUGAAUUGAAGGUCAGUUUUCUCCUUAGGAAAGGUUGCUCUGUAUGAAAUAUGUUGCUCUUAUUGUUUCUUAUUUGACCCAGCCUUCGUCCCAGAAAAGAAUUACUCUUCAACAAGUGAACAAUUGCCUAUACAGUUGUUAUUUUAAUAAUUUUAUCACCUCUUCAGUAAAUUAUCCUUUUUUUAAUAGAGGAAUUGCAUCACACAAAGCCGAAAAGUAUUCAUCCAUACUUUAUGUGCUUCAAACCCAGGUAUAGGAGUAUAUAUCAUUUGGCAGCAAUCCUGUUUAUGUGAUAUGAACUCCAGUUUGUAAUAGGAGUGAUUGAAGAAUAAAUGACAGGGUCUGGUUGUCUGUGUGUGUGUGUGUAUGUGUGUGUGUGUGCGUGUGUAUGCUAAAGAGACAGCCAGUAGUGGAAGACACCACAUACAUCCAGCUUUGGAUUUAGGAAAAAAAAAAAAUCACAAAAUGGAAAUAAAACAAAUAAAAGUGACUUUACAUAAAGGUUAAGGAAUAGGUAUUAUUUAUGACUACAGACGUACAGAUUAUGUAUGAAUAACAGUAUUAUCUAUAAAAAGGAUAUUAGCAUUCCUUGUGCACAGUUACUGUUAACAGAUCCAUAUUACUGGCAAGACAAUUGUUUUUUCCUUCUGCUUCACUAUUUCACUGUAUAAAAUAAAAGGCAUUAAAAAAGCCUUCUUGGCUGAUAUUAAAUGAGCUUUUAAAUAA